This is a messenger RNA of Drosophila kikkawai, 609 nucleotides long. RefSeq names its product wurmchen 2 (gene wrm2). Lineage: Eukaryota; Metazoa; Arthropoda; Insecta; Diptera; Drosophilidae. The record is from RefSeq and is a predicted model, not a curated record.
AUGGCUCUUUACUUUCUUUAUCCCGCCGUGGCCGCCGUUGCCCUGUUCAUCGUUGCCGUGAUCAUUGUCAUGCUGCGCUACGGUCCCCGUUUGUGCGGCCUGCGCCACCAUGCGCUCCCGGACAACGACGACCUGCGGGAGAAGACGUACGAGCACGAGAUUAGCUAUGCCUAAUCUCCAAUUUACACUCUUAUGCUUCUUUUAUAUCAACUAACCUUUAGAUAUCCCGUAAGCUGCCUCCACUAACCCAUCUGCACCCAAGAGUAAUUAUUUUGCAUGCAGUACAAACAUCCAUUUUCCAUCCACAAUAAUCAGACAAUGUGCCUUAAUCUCUCGUGAAAAAUUAUGCCGUCCAAGUGUCUUUUUAGUGCCGUAAGAUCGUAAUAACUACAAAUAAUCGUAUACAUUUACCCCUUUUGGGUAGUCGACAGAUGCUGCAUUUAAUGUAACAAAUCAAAUAUUCUAUAUAAAUAUUUCUACAACAUAUCAGUAUGUCUUGCAUCUGCUUAUAUCAAUGCAAACUCUAUACAUUUGUAUGUGUCCGCUCAGUUCUCCCCAAUAUUGUAUCACUUUGAAUAAAGCUCGAGUUUACGUUCCCGAUAAAAAGUA